AAACAAAAGGCUGCUUCUCUUUCUUAUUUCUCAUCAAUGGUUUUAUGAGAUUAUCAAAAACAUUGAGCUAUAGAGAAAGAGAGAGUGUGUGUCUAGAAAAGAUUGAAAAAUCAUCAUGGAGCAAGGAGGAGGAGGAGGUGUUGGUGGUGGUAAUGAAGUUGUGGAGGAAGCUUCACCUAUUAGUUCAAGACCUCCUGCUAACAACUUAGAAGAGCUUAUGAGAUUCUCAGCCGCCGCGGAUGACGGUGGAGGAGGAGGAGGUGGAGGAGGAGGAGGAGGAAGUGGGUCUUCUUCAUCGGGAAAUCGAUGGCCGAGAGAAGAAACACUUGCUCUUCUUCGGAUCCGAUCCGAUAUGGAUUCGACUUUUCGUGAUGCUACUCUCAAAGCUCCUCUUUGGGAACAUGUUUCCAGGAAGCUAUUGGAGUUAGGUUACAAACGAAGUUCAAAGAAAUGCAAAGAGAAAUUCGAAAACGUUCAGAAAUAUUACAAACGCACUAAAGAAACUCGCGGUGGUCGUCAUGAUGGUAAAGCUUACAAGUUCUUCUCUCAGCUUGAAGCUCUCAACACUACUCCUCCUUCAUCUUCCCUCGACGUCACUCCUCUCUCCGUCGCUAAUCCCAUUCUCAUGCCUACUUCUUCUUCUUCUCCAUUUCCCGUCUUCUCUCAACCGCAAACGCAACCGCAACCGCUUCAAACGCAUAAUGUCUCUUUUACUCCUACUCCACCACCUCCUCCACUUCCUUCAAUGGUUCCAAUAUUUCCUGGUGGUACCUUCUCGUCUCAUAGCUCGUCGACGGCUUCAGGAAUGGGUUCUGAUGAUGACAACGACGAGAUGGACGUGGAUCAAGCUAACAUUGCGGGUUCUAGUAGCCGAAAACGCAAACGUGGAAACCGCGGUGGAGGCGGUAAAAUGAUGGAAUUAUUUGAAGGUUUGGUGAGACAAGUAAUGCAGAAGCAAGCGGCUAUGCAACGGAGUUUCUUGGAAGCUCUUGAGAAGAGAGAGCAAGAACGUCUUGAUCGAGAAGAAGCUUGGAAACGUCAAGAAAUGGCUCGGUUAGCUCGAGAACACGAGGUCAUGUCUCAAGAACGAGCCGCCUCUGCUUCUCGUGACGCCGCAAUCAUUUCAUUGAUUCAGAAAAUUACUGGCCACACCAUUCAGUUACCUCCUUCUUUAUCAUCACAACCGCCUCAACCGCCUCCUCCACCGUAUCAACCGCCACCCGCGGUUGCUAAACGUGUGGCAGAACCACCAUUGUCAACAUCUCAAUCUCAAUUACAACAACCAAUAAUGGCGAUUCCACAACAACAAAUUCUUCCUCCUCCUCCUCCUCCUCAUCUUCCUCAUCAACCAGAACAGAAACAACAACAACAACAACCGCAACAACAAGAGAUGGUCAUGAGCUCGGAACAAUCAUCAUUACCAUCAUCAUCAAGAUGGCCAAAGGCGGAGAUUCUAGCGCUUAUAAACCUAAGAAGCGGAAUGGAACCAAGGUACCAAGAUAAUGUCCCUAAAGGACUUCUAUGGGAAGAGAUCUCAACGUCAAUGAAGAGAAUGGGAUACAACAGAAACGCAAAGAGAUGCAAAGAGAAAUGGGAAAAUAUAAACAAAUACUACAAGAAAGUUAAAGAAAGCAACAAGAAACGUCCUCAAGAUGCUAAGACUUGUCCUUACUUUCACCGUCUUGAUCUUCUUUACCGCAACAAAGUACUCGGUAGUGGUGGCGGUUCUAGUACUUCUGGUCUACCUCAAGACCAAAAGCAGAGUCCAGUCCCUGCGAUGAAACCGCCACAAGAAGGACUUGUUAAUGUUCAACAACCUCAUGGGUCAGCUUCAAGUGAGGAAGAAGAACCUAUAGAGGAAAGUCCACAAGGAACAGAAAAGCCAGAAGACCUUGUGAUGAGAGAGCUGAUGCAACAACAACAGCAACAACAACAUCAAGAUCAAUCAAUGAUAGGUGAGUAUGAAAAGAUUGAAGAGUCUCACAAUUAUAAUAACAUGGAGGAAGAGGAAGAGGAGAUGGAUGAAGAAGAACUAGACGAGGAUGAGAAAUCCGCGGCUUUCGAGAUCGCAUUUCAAAGCCCUGCAAACAGAGGAGGCAAUGGCCACACGGAACCACCUUUCUUGACAAUGGUUCAGUAAAAAUCAGAAUCAUUGAUUCAAGAAAAUGUACUUAUGUGU
This is a messenger RNA of Arabidopsis arenosa, 2179 nucleotides long. The record is from the annotation of a GenBank genome assembly. NCBI's taxonomy places the organism in Eukaryota, Viridiplantae, Streptophyta, Magnoliopsida, Brassicales, Brassicaceae.